GGCAAUUAUGCCUGAGCCAGUGUUAUGUAGGAAUUCAUAGAAUGAGGAAAUAGCUAAGGAAAUCAUUUUAAUGCAUUUUAAAAUUGUGGUUUCCUUUCUUUUUCUUUUUUAAAUUGUAGUUUCCUUUUAAUUAAAAAGAAAGAAAAAAAUCUGUUCUGCAGGCAUUAAGCAAACCAAUUCUCCAAAGGAUAACCCAACAAUGGGCUUUAAAAAAUACACGUUGGCUGAACUGUUCUUCAACUUUAGUGAUCCACACACUUUGAGGAGGAGUUUCAUUUCUCAGCAGAGCAGAGAUCAGCAACGUCUUGUUUUUUGUUUUGCCGCCCAUCUGCAUGUGCUUGUUUCGGCAGUAUGCAACAUGCUUCAACAGUGGCAUCUACUUAAUAUGGACUCUUUUGGUUGUAGUGGGAAUUGGAUCUGUCUACUUCCAUGCAACCCUCAGUUUCCUGGGUCAGAUGCUUGAUGAACUGGCAAUUCUUUGGGUUCUGAUGUGUGCUCUGGCCAUGUGGUUCCCCAGAAGGUAUCUACCAAAGAUCUUUCGGAAUGACAGGGGCAGGUUCAAAGCGGUGGUCUGUGUCCUGUCUGCGGUUACAACAUGCCUGGCAUUUGUCAAGCCCGCCAUCAACAACAUCUCUCUGAUGACACUAGGGUUUCCUUGCACUGCGCUGCUCAUUGCAGAGCUAAAGAGGUGUGACAACGUGCGUGUAUUUAAGCUGGGCCUCUUCUCUGGCCUCUGGUGGACUCUUGCCCUCUUCUGCUGGAUCAGUGACCGAGCCUUCUGCGAGCUGCUGUCAUCCUUCCACUUUCCAUACCUACACUGUGUGUGGCACAUCCUCAUCUGCCUGGCUGCCUACCUGGGCUGCGUGUGCUUCGCCUACUUUGACGCUGCCUCAGAGAUCCCUGAGCAAGGCCCCGUCAUCAAGUUCUGGCCCAGUGAGAAGUGGGCCUUCAUUGGUGUCCCCUAUGUAUCCCUUCUGUGUGCCAGCAAGAAAUCGCCGGUCAAGAUCACGUGAUGGCCAGAUGGGGCACACAUUGUAUCUUUCCUGGCAUCGCUUUCAGAUGCAGGGGCUUGUCGUGCGGCGUCCUUUCUGGCGGUGGCAGAGCAGUCCCUCUGGGUGACCCAUCACUGCGCAGUGCUUCGCCUUCUGGAGAGCUUCCCUCUCCAGACCCUACCAUUCCCAGGCAUUCGUGGCUAGACUCUACUGUUGAUGGACAGACCCUCCAACAAGUAAGACCCUGUGACUAUCUGAUGGAAGAUGCCAGAGAUUUUCAUCUGGGGAACCUAUCCUUAAACAAAACUGAGCAAAUGAAACAUAUGCAGGGCUUGUGGCCAAGGAAGCUGGUUUUCCACUUGCUCCUCUCAACGCACCCAGGUUUUACAUGCCUUUGUGAAUCCUAACUACCUCUGCUGAGAGAUGGAGACUUGACUUCAGAGGAGGAUAAAAUGAGAAAAACCCUCUGUGCCAAAAACUACCUUCCACUUUAAGCCAUUCUGGAAGAUAAGCACAAUUUCUAAAGGUUGACAUCUCCCUUUUCCCACCCCAUUUCCGGCUCCAUAGCCUGAAAUAUACAGAGAAGAGUAGUUGCAACGUGAACAUUCCACACAUCAACCCAACUCUUCAGUGAGCUUGACCUCUAUAAGAUCGCCAAAGGGCUAGUUCCAGUCAUGGUGGGAUUUCUGGCUCAAAACUUGGAGCAAACAUAAAGUUUUUUUGAGACUUUUUCUCAUUUGAAGCCUCCAGUAUGUUACAUUAUUUUGGAAAUUACCUUCAAAAAGCUCGCCUCUUCUUUCUUUAAUAUUUACCAUGGGAAUCAGGUUCCAUGUUCUCAGUGUUCAAGGUGCUUCCUGUGGUUUCUCACAGUGUUUGACUGUUGGCUUUUCUCAAGUGCUGGCAACAGCUACACACUGAUUGGCUGAUGUGGGUGGCUUACGCAGCAGGGAAAAAUCUGUUGCCUUCUGAGGUUUUCUAACCUAAAUUGACACUGGCUACAACUAACGUCUGCUGGGCUAAAUGGAAGACUCCAAAACUGUCCGCAAGGUUUAAGGUGGGAAUUACGGACCUCAGGGAUACCCAUUUUAACUCAGGCAUCCUGCUUUAUAACAUUCCAUUGUGGGGAGAAGGCGGGACAGACGUGUUUUUCCUGUGUGGACAGGAGUUACAUCAUCUAUCUUAAGUAUACGCAGUCCCCUGAUUUGACUUACAGACAGCUUGUACUUAAGAACAGACUGCCACAAAGUCUAUUGUAUUAAAAAUUUGAGUUAAGUACAAUCGUUUGUAAUAACCAGCGCAUGCACUACUCUCUCUUCAGUACAGUACCAUAUGUAGUUAAUUUUAUUAUUACUAUAUUAUUAUUACAUACUGUAUUAUGUUUAAGAUAUUUUAGUGUAUUUGGAAGUGUUUUUUAAGUGUUUUAUAUGCAUAGAAAGGUAAAAUAUAUACUAUAUACCAGGAUGAACAUUUGACUGACACUAAAUAAGAACCGUAGGUACCUGUUCUGAGUUACCUACAGAUUCUACCUAAAGACAGACUCAGGAAUGGAUCUCAUUCAUAACCUGGGGGCUGCCAGUAUCUACAAGUUGGGCAGUCAGAGUUUUUGGCAUGUCCAGGAAUUCUUACUCUGGUUAGAAUUUGCCCAGGAUCCAAGGCUAAAAGCCGAGUAAGGAACUAAAUUUAGAAUUGAGAAAUUAAUGACGUUGUCUACUACUGUGAUUUUCUAAUUAUUUUAGCAACAGAACUCUGUUUGCAGUAAGAAAUCUUCAUGGAACCCAGUGUAGGUUGUGUUUUAUUUAAGUUUAUUUUAAGGUUAAUUUGUAGCAUCUACUUAACAAUAUAUCAGGCAGUGAAAACGCAAAUGAACAAAUUGGUGGUUUCCAAGGUAGAAAAAUUUGGUAUUGGUGAGUGUACAUGUUGCUUUAUUAUCAUUUAAAAAAUAUUUUAAAAAUGAUAUUUGAAUUAAAUAUUUAUGGAACCUCUGAUGCACCUCUAUGAGACGUUGGUGGCUCGUGGAACAGAAUUUAAAGAUUGCUGUUAAGUCCCUUGGAUUCCAAGUCAAGACUCUUCCAAAAGAGAAAUGUCAGACCAUCCUUACUUCAGGUUGACCUUACUUGGUGUGGUUUCUGGUCUCAUCCAAUUCUGCUAUAUAAAAAUGCCCCCAAAUGGGAAAUUUGGGAGCAUUUUAAGCCUACCUGUCUUUAUUAUGGAAGCAGAGAUAUAGGGAGAUGGAGGGUGUAGGAAAUGUUUUUUGUGUGAGGUUUAAUUUCCGCCUAGAGACUUCCUUGGUGUUGGGAGCUUUGUCUCCACAGUCAAGAAGGGACUAUUUCUCCCUGUAAAGGUGAAGAACUUGUUUCCUGGGAGACUGGUGACACCCCCACCUCCAGCCUCCUUGCCCUUUAGACAGGUUCUGAGUUCCCUUUGGAAAUGGGGAUAUAAUGUGACUCUGUUGGGCAUAUUUGAGUAGGCUUGGAAGUGAGUGCUUUCACUUAGAGGGCUACUUCCACUUCUCUUCUUUGAGACAAAUGACUCAUUGAAGAUGUCAGAAUGAAUGCUUAUGAUAGGAAAAGCAGAAUGCCCUUCUAGAGGUUGGUUCUAAUCAGAGGGGGCUGAGAAAGAAGUAUGGAAUGGGGAGUAUGUGGGAGAACGAAACAUUACUUUUGAACAGAGAUCACUGUAGUGUGCCAGCCUGGAGUGGUAAAUCAAGAAAAUAGGACUAUCCCAAUCUUAUUUUAAGUUGGAUUUAUGGCAUCACUCAUAUACAUAAAAGCAAUGCUCUUUAAAGAAAAUAUGGACACUUCAGAAAAGUUGAAGAAAAAAAAAAAAAGUUGUCUGUAU
Molecule: messenger RNA, 3830 nt
Organism: Trichechus manatus latirostris (Florida manatee)
Lineage: Eukaryota; Metazoa; Chordata; Mammalia; Sirenia; Trichechidae
Gene: ACER2
Product: alkaline ceramidase 2
Exons: 7
Coding region: 333-1013 (226 amino acids)
Biological process (GO): sphingosine biosynthetic process; ceramide catabolic process
Cellular component (GO): Golgi membrane
Source: RefSeq, a predicted model, not a curated record